This is a messenger RNA of Spizellomyces punctatus DAOM BR117, 450 nucleotides long. RefSeq lists its product as uncharacterized. The record is from RefSeq and is a predicted model, not a curated record. The coding region runs from base 1 to 450 and encodes 149 amino acids. Lineage: Eukaryota; Fungi; Chytridiomycota; Chytridiomycetes; Spizellomycetales; Spizellomycetaceae. The transcript has a single exon.
AUGCCAAGGGUAAAAACCCAACCAAAACGCCACAUUCCAAACGCCAAAAGGCCCAAACAGCCCUUAGGAUUGACACCUCAGCAAAGACUGGCUCUGGACAAAAAGGCCGGCGUCUCGUUCGUAACGGGAAAGGUCAAACCGCCAAAGUUCGACCCGGCGGAUCUAUUCCAUCAUCCUCCACAAAGAAAAGAUAUCAUCCCUCCCACGAUACGAUUAGCAAAGCCGCAGCCGCCGCCAAGCUUGUCAAAGGAGCCGUUGGGUUCAUCCAAGGACUUAAAACCAAUCACACCGCAGUCACCAGUAUGGGCGGUACAGGCAAACCCUACUCCGACGUACGAAAGUGACACUAGUCGUAGUAGUUGUGAUGAGGAUGGGUGGUGGGACGUGACCGUCGACUCCACAUCUUCCGAUUCUGAUAGUGAUGAUAAUUCUGAUGAUGAGCAAGUAUAA